Messenger RNA from Hibiscus syriacus, 1097 nucleotides. RefSeq names its product deSI-like protein At4g17486. Gene Ontology annotation, biological process: protein deubiquitination. NCBI's taxonomy places the organism in Eukaryota, Viridiplantae, Streptophyta, Magnoliopsida, Malvales, Malvaceae. Gene Ontology annotation, molecular function: deubiquitinase activity. The transcript is spliced from 6 exons. Bases 205 to 894 code for a protein of 229 amino acids. The record is from RefSeq and is a predicted model, not a curated record.
CACUUUAUCUGUGCAUUCCAUUUCUAAAGACAAACAAGAGAGCUGCUAGACUUGAGUUACCCCCAACAAAAAGAAAAUCCGUUCUCUUUUUUAUCACUAUCCCAAACGUUGUUACCUUUAAGCUCUCUGGCCUCCUCUUCUUCUAAGAGAAUGAGGAGCUUGUGAAAUAGAUUGAAGAAUCAAAGUUAGAUAUUUAAGGGCAUAAUGUGGUUGUUUCCAUCGAAUUCGAGUUUGAAAAGGGGGCAGAGUAGCAGGGGAAGCAAUGGCUCUUUGGUGUAUCUCAAUGUAUAUGAUCUCACACCUUUAAAUAACUAUCUUUACUGGUUCGGGCUUGGGGUUUUCCACUCGGGUAUUGAAGUAUAUGGUUUGGAGUAUGGCUUUGGAGCACAUGAGUACCCUACAAGUGGAGUGUUUGAGGUGGAACCAAGAAGUUGUCCUGGUUUCAUCUUCAGACGAUCAGUAUUAUUGGGCAGCACUAACAUGUCUUGUUCAGAAUUUCAGUUAUUUAUGGAACAGCUUUCGCAAAAAUACCAUGGGGACACGUAUCAUUUGAUUGCUAAGAAUUGCAACCAUUUCACUGAUGAAGUGUGCCUGCAACUCACUGGAAAACGUAUUCCUGGGUGGGUAAACAGGCUGGCUAGACUAGUUUCAGGUUCAUUUUGUAACUGUCUGCUUCCGGAAAACAUUCAGGUUAAUGCAGUUCGACAUCUUCCUGAUCAUCGUGCAUAUUCUGAUAAUUUUUCUGAUGCAGAUGAUGAGAUAUUAGAUUCUGCUGCAACAUCUAUAACAGCAGAGAGCGAGGAAGACAAUUCGAAUCAUCAUCUGCUGACUAUACCAGAUACUGAUGUUGCAUUUAUCAGAGAAAAGACAGGGAGGCUUACCAGAGAACUAUGAUUUCCUCCGGACUGUAAUCGUUUCUUUCGUGUGGGUCAUUAUGUCGGCCAGGCUUAAAUAUCUCCUUCGCUAUCGCAUGAAGGUCUAGAUUUGUUACCAUAUAACCCUUAAAACAUGGGUGAUCAGAUUCUGUACCAUUAGAUGUCUUUCCUUCAUCUUUUUUUUCAGAAAAAUAUUGUGUUCUGGCUUUUUUCCAUUUAUAU